This is a messenger RNA of Danaus chrysippus (African queen), 1371 nucleotides long. Lineage: Eukaryota; Metazoa; Arthropoda; Insecta; Lepidoptera; Nymphalidae. The record is from the annotation of a GenBank genome assembly.
AUGCCACCAAAUGUAAAAUACUUAGACGAAGCUUUUCAACGGGAGGUUGAAAAGAAAACACACGUCAGCUUUCCUCAGUUGAAGUACCCAUCGUUGCGAGAUGAGGGGAUGCGAGAUCCGAUACAAUGGCUUAUGGGGAAGGCCAUGGAUGAUGGCGCAGAAGGGUUGUGGAGGGUUCACAAUGGAUUGUAUGAUUUGGAGGAGUUUAUUGAAAGACACCCCGGAGGCGCGGAGUGGCUGGAACUUACUAAGGGCACAGACAUAACAGAAGCAUUUGAAUGUCACCACAUUGGUCCACUCGCGGAAAAAAUGUUGAAAAAUUAUUAUGUAAGAGACGCAAAAACACCUAGGAAUUCACCGUUUACGUUUAAAGAAGAUGGCUUCUAUCGUUCACUGAAAAGGACUGUAAGAGAUGAAAUAGAAAAAUUACCUAAAAAUCUACCAAAUCAUACGGAUAUGAUAAUGGACGGGCUUCUUGUAACAUGUCUUGUGGCCUCGGCAUUGUCAUGUUGGGCGACUAAUUACUGGCUUGUAAUGGGAUCUUAUAUUGUAGCAUCUGUUUCACUGGGAUGGGCAGUUAUUGCUGCACAUAAUUACCUACAUAGACGAACUAAUUGGAGAAUGUACAUAUUUAAUCUUAGUUUAUGGUCUUAUAGGGAUUUUAGAGUAUCCCAUGCAUUGUCACAUCAUCUUUACCCUAACACAUUAAUGGAUUUAGAAGUUAGUGGUUUCGAGCCUUUGGUUUAUUGGAACCCAACGAGAAACAAACCUUUAUGGGCUUAUUUUGCUAUUGUUAUUGAACAACUUUUAUUCCCCUUCAUGUUUAUUCUAAACUUUAUCAAAAGGAUGUCAUUAAUUUUCUUAAGGAAAGAUUUCUACACGAAACAUAUCCGUUGGCACGACGGCAUUGGUCUACUCUUGCCAGUCUGGAUGUAUCUAGCUAGCGGAUCUAAUUUACAAACGGUUAUGGUCAAUUGGAUCUGGAUAAAUUGUACUGGGAGUUACAUUUUCUAUACAAUCGGAGCAAAUGCAGCACAUCACCAUCCUCAAAUAUUUAAAGAUGGCGAUGAAGUGAAUGAUCUAACGCCUGAUUGGGGUAUGCAUGAACUUGAAGCUGUAAUGGAUCGCCAUGAGGUAAAUAGCAGCAGCUUUAGAGUCUUGAUCAUGUUUGGACACCACGCCUUGCACCACCUGUUUCCAGCUCUGGAUCACGCAGUUUUGGAACAUCUUUACCCUGUAUUUUUGCAACAUUGUGAAAAAUUCAAAGCAAACUUUAGAUAUAUGUCCCAAGUGGAACUUUUUAUCGGUCAGAUAAAGCAAUCUGUAAAAACAAAACCAACACUCCUAUCAGAAAAGAAAUGUGCCUUUUGA